Molecule: messenger RNA, 1152 nt
Organism: Gigantopelta aegis
Lineage: Eukaryota; Metazoa; Mollusca; Gastropoda; Neomphalida; Peltospiridae
Product: oligoribonuclease, mitochondrial-like
Exons: 6
Coding region: 40-705 (221 amino acids)
Cellular component (GO): mitochondrion
Molecular function (GO): nucleic acid binding; 3'-5'-RNA exonuclease activity
Source: RefSeq, a predicted model, not a curated record
UAUAAAUUUGGGUUUUGCCAUUUGGGUUUUAGGCGCUACAUGAUGUUGAGUAUUUUUCGAAAUUUAACAACUGUCAGUAUAUCAAGACAAAUUAUUUAUUCUGUCUUAUCAGCAAAUGUGACUUCUGCAAAAGUGCGUAACAUUCACACAGCUGAAGAAAUGCCGAAAUCUUCGAGACUUGUGUGGGUAGAUUGUGAGAUGACCGGUCUUAAUAAAGAGGUGGAUCAUCUAAUGGAGAUAGCAUGCCUUAUUACUGAUGCUGAUCUUGAGGUUAUUGCAGAGGGACCUAACAUUGUCAUUCACCAGCCUGACAAAGUUCUAGAUGCCAUGGGAGACUGGUGUAAAGACCACCAUGGGAAGUCAGGUUUGACACAAGCAGUCAGAAACAGUAACAUCAGUCUGGUCGAUGCUGAAAGCAAGGUGCUGAAGUUUGUCCAGGAACACACGCCAAAGGGAGCCUGCCCAUUGGCUGGAAACUCUGUCCAUGCUGACCGCGAGUUUCUCGUCAAGUACAUGCCACAGUUGAUUGGUCAUCUCCAUUAUCGUAUCAUCGACGUCAGCACAGUGAAAGAACUCUGCCAACGAUGGUACCCUAGAGCUUCUGAGCAAGCACCAAAGAAGAAAUUGUCUCACCGGGCUUUGGAUGACAUAAAGGAAAGCAUUGCAGAGCUGAAGUACUACAGACAUUCAAUUUUCAAAAACUGAUCUAUGAGUAGCAGAUACUGUACAUUUAAUAUGUGCACAAACAAACUGCAGUGUUAGCAAUAUGGCGCUUCAUUCAUUGAAUAUACCUGUAGCUACUUACUUUGAACAACAAGCCUUUGACUGUAAUGUGUUAACUCACACAAACCAUAUAUUUGUGGCAGAAUCCUGAACACAUGGUAGCUAGGGAUGAGCAUUAGACAAGAUGUAGAUUCAAAAUAUCUCCAUUUCCAUCCCAAGGCUAAAAUUAUCUGCUUAACAAUAUAUAAUACUAGAAUUUGCUUUAUUUAAAUACAGUGACUAAAACCAUAUUAUUACCCAGAGGUCACUCAUAACAGGGAAAAUAUUUUCCAUAUUUUCUCAGUGAAAAAUAUUCUGCAUUGGUCUAACGAACAAUACUAUUGGACGAUUUGACGUUUACAAACCAAUGACCUUGUCGGUACUAAAUAU